AUGUUCACGACUUACGCUAAAAGGGUUGGCCGCAAUGAGCUGCACUCGCCCGAAGCUUCACCACGCUCUUCUCCUGAUCCCGAUCUCACGGAGCUUCUGCGCUUGCGCUCUCAUAACGAUUACGAAUUCACAGAUACUGGAGCUUCUAUUCAAGUCUCUCAAGAAGAAAUAGUCGCCAGUGAGGAUGAGGCUGAGCUUAUCCUAUUCGCGGGAGCGCGCGAUACUCAGCAACCGUCGAAUAAGAUUCGGUUGUCUUCACCAGGAGCAAGUGGCGAGCCUGGGCUUUCAGUGAAGAAACCACAGACAUACUACUUUGCAGAGGAGCCAUCGACUGAAAAGUAUGAGGAAUUGCGUGCGGCAGCGUUGACUGGCGACGCGGUGAUUGAAAUGUCAAAAAUACCAUGGUUUGGUUGUGCUGUGCCAUGGAAGGUGCAGACUCUCACUGCCUCAGGGAUGAAGAAGACUGUUCUAGUUGGUCACCCCCCUUCACUAGUUACUCUGGAGGAAAAGAUACAUAAGAGAACCCGCAAGAACAAGAAAACACGGAUUGCUUUGAGGAAGAAGAUGCAAGCUAUUAGAGAAAGAGAUGCUGAGAGGGCCCGCAUUGCAAAAGAGAAGGAAGAAACAGAACAGGAGAAGCGGACGCGAAGGAACCGCGAGAAGAAAGUCAAAAAGAAGGCACGAGAGAAAGCUAAAAAGCAAACUGAGGCGGAAACUGGCGAAGUGCUGGCUCAAAUUGGCGACCCUGAAGAUUGAAAAUCGCCACAAUUGGGCCUCUCUGCUUAUUUUGUUCCUAUUAAGCGUCUUUAAUGAGGUGAGUAUAGUCGAAUUCACCCUUGAAAACACGUCUCAAUCUUGUGCCGAACGCCAGCACAUGUGCUAUGCGCGAUAUCCCAUAUCCAACCUU
This is a messenger RNA of Periconia digitata, 907 nucleotides long. The record is from the annotation of a GenBank genome assembly. Lineage: Eukaryota; Fungi; Ascomycota; Dothideomycetes; Pleosporales; Periconiaceae.